Molecule: messenger RNA, 5763 nt
Organism: Corticium candelabrum
Lineage: Eukaryota; Metazoa; Porifera; Homoscleromorpha; Homosclerophorida; Plakinidae
Product: WD repeat-containing protein 90-like
Exons: 40
Coding region: 27-5678 (1883 amino acids)
Molecular function (GO): protein binding
Source: RefSeq, a predicted model, not a curated record
GUAAUAGACGCGGGUAGUCUACAGCGAUGUCUCAGACUCUAUGGCAGCAACCUUACGUGAACGUCUUCAAACAUUGUAAUGUGGGAGAUCAAUGGAAGAGAAGCAGCAAACAUGGCGACGUCACCAACAUCAUGGACAAAUCUAUUAAAUGCACUGUUUGGCGCAUCUCUGGCUCCAUUCCUGCAAACAAUUUCAUUCUCUGCCCACGAACAGGUUCUCAAUCUCUUGGUCUGAAUGGACGUUACUUCUAUCUUCUCUUUAAACCCAUCAGCGGCAAAUACUUUGUGAUCCACAUGGACAUAGCAGCUGAACAGCAACUCAUUGUUCGACUUUCCUUCUCAAAUCUAUUUAGAGAAUUCAAAGCUACAUCAACGUGGCUGCAGUUUCCGUUUGUGUGUGCGAGCCCUCAAGCUCGGUGGACAUUCUUAAUGAUAGAUCUGCAGUCUACAUUGACAAAAUAUGUUCAGAGACAUUUCCUGUAUUUAAAGAGCGUAAAGCUGUGUGCUAAUGUGUUGGUGAAGAAUAUGUUCACAAGUGACAUCCUUUUUGACCCAACACUGCCUCAAAACCCUCGACACAGGCUACAGUAUGAGAAGCUACUGAAGAAAGGAAUGAUGCCAAUACCUAAAGAAAUGGCAUUUACUGUACCAAAGGGCGGUGAUUGGACGGAAUUAUAUGACCUUGUGGCAUUCCCAGAUUCUCAACAAGCACACGAGAUGAUCAGCAGAAAGACUGGUUUUGAAGAGCUAAGAGACACGGCAUUGAAACAACCAGAAAACACGAGAAUCAGCGAGCUGUUGUUGCACAAACGAGAUCUCAAGCUAUUAGACAAGCCAAGAGCAGAGCAAACACAAGAAAAGAUGACUUCUCGUUCUCUCAAGAAGAUAGAAAGACAAGUGGUUUCCAACAGUAGGGAUCCCGACGAUAUGUCAUCUCGUAAUCUUGUUGGCAUGGUGCAGGAGAAUGCUACUGGUGAUUUUGUGAUUAGUGAUGAGAGAGAAGUUCAUGUUUACAGUGAAAACCCAAACAAGGUUGCUGUUCACUAUGAGGAUAGUAACGACACUGAGGUGAGUAUGUGUAAAAGCACACACCUAAAUAAAAAUGUCAAUAUUCCUCCUCAAACCACAUACUGCAUGGCUUCUCAACUGGUCGUGACCGCACUUGUUGUAAAAUGUCUAGUGAGAUACUGUGGAUGUGAUGUGUUACAGGACAGUUGUAUAAGUGAGGGCGAGUCUGUUGACGUACGAAUGGCUGAACUUACAAGGAAGAAACGAUCAUUCAAAACUCUUCAGCCAGAUCCCAUCAUGCACUUAUCACACGUUGUCGGAUUUGGCGGUGCUUCUUACAGUCACGCAUUGUGGACGAAAGAUGGACAGUCACUUGUAUACCCAUGUCACAAUCUUAUCGUCAGCAUGAAUGUCUCUUCAAAGAAACAGAGAUUUCUGAUUGGACACACAGACAAGGUGUGUGCAAUUGCAUUCAAUGGUUCUACGUCUCUGUUAGCAUCGUCUCAAUGCAGCAUACCUCCGGUCAUUCGUUUAUGGCAGUAUUCAACCGGUCAGUGUCUCAGGAUGGUUAAAACUCCUGUCUCUGCUAUUCAUUCUGUCAGUUUGUCACACAGUGGGAAAGUUUUAGCAGCAGGAGGGAGGGACAAACAUGGCAAACAGACUGUCUUGGUAUGGAGCAUCUCAUCAGUGAAGGAGCAAAAACAAUCAUCUGAGAACAGGAGGAAGACUGAUAUCCCUGUAGUAAACCUCAUUGCUAAGGCUCACACAGACAUCAAUAUGGAUCGACUGAGAAUAUCAGGAUUUGAUGAUACAAGAAUGGUUAGUUGUGGUCAUAACAAUGUCCGUUUGUGGCGAGUGAAACAACAAAGUCUUCGUUCAUGUCCUGUCAACAUGGGAGAGUACCAUCACGUUUACUUUACAGACGUUGUGUUUGAUGAAAUGAUGAGACCAGACAGUGGAGACGAGAGAAGAGUUUUAGCCAGCACAGCAUGUGGGAAACUCUUUGUUAUCAACUACACACAGAUCCAAGUGAUGCAAGUCAUUCAACUGGAAGAUGGGAAAAUCAACUGUCUUGCAGUCAGUGAACUGUUUUGUGCUACUGGAUCAAGAUCAACUCUCAAGCUGUGGAAGAUUGACUUUUCGUCUGUAUUUCUCGAAACUGAACAAGAUGGUAAUGUAACUGCUGUUGGUGUUUCCCAAGAUGGACUGAAAGUGCUCCUGGCAUCAGAUCAGGGUUGUAUAGGUGUGCUGGAUGCGUCAGCUCGUUCAUACUCCACUCUAAUGCGAUCUCAUAUCAACUCUGUUUUGUCAGUCUCUUUGCAUCCUCGUAAACAGCACGUGGCCACUGUGUCAGCAGACAACACUAUACGAGUAUGGGAUGCUACGCAACACUUCAAGCAGCUGUUUGAGUUUUCUGCUCCGCGUGAUACUCCAUCUUGUGUGGCGUAUCAUCCUGUCCGGAACUGCUUGGCUUGUGGGUUUAGUAGUGGAGCAAUUCGUAUAUUCCACGUCUCAUCUGCAAGGCUGUUGGCAGAACACAGACAUAUCAAGGAUUACAUCACUGGACUGGCUUUCACUAGCAAUGGUUCUUACCUCUUGAGCUGUGGAGCCGAUGCUGUUCUUGCUCUUUACGACUCGUCACAGCAGAGUUUUCCUCUUAUUCGAGCACUUGCUAACACAGUUGCUCGAAUGAAAGAGUUGGCACCUUGUGCAAUAGCACUGAACAGACAUGGUACAAAGGCAGCAUUUGUAGGUCCCUCGGAGUUUGCGGUCACUGUUAUUGAUGCACACACACUUGAUGAAGUUCUUCGUCUUGAUAUCAGCAGUGCUCUCUGUGGACUAGAGAGUGAGCAAGUCUCACUAGACAUUGCAACAAGAGUCUGUUUCUCUCCUGACUUGAUUGGUCAGUUGCUAGUUGCUACCAGAAGUUCCAGACUUCUCAGAUUCGAUGCAGACACUGGCAGAAUCAUCAGUGAGGUUUGCAAUGUUCAUCGCACAAGAGUAAGUGGAGUAGCAGUCAGUCAUGAUGGUUGCUUGUUAGUGACAAGUGGUGAUAAGUUGAUCAAAGUAUGGGAUUAUCAGAUGAAGCUUGAUAUCAACUUCCAAGUCUUUAUUGGUCAUUCUGUUGAUAUCAAUCAACUUCAUUUUUCUGUAAACUCACAGCAACUGAUUAGUAUUGGUGAUGCAGUGUUUGUAUGGGACAUCUUGUUCACUACACAUUCACAAAUGAAAUCACCUGUUCGCUCACCUGCUAUUGAAGCUUGUUCAUCAUUAAAGGAUGAUGUUGUUUCUCCUCGUCGCAUUGUACCUCAACCUACAGCUGCUCCACAAGCUACACAACAUAUUUCCAGUCCCCUGGAUGUAACAUGUGCAGGAGAUGAGGCUGAAAGCAUUUUUGACAAUAGACAUGUAGAAGACAUAGAGAAGAAUAUACAAGAACAGGCAAAUGAACAGUUGAGCGAUGAAUCUAAAACAAGUAAUCCUGAGAUUCAGCAUACAAAGCCACAAUCAAUACGACAGGACACGAUACAUGAUGUGGAAGACAAACAAUAUAAGAAACCAUCUGCAUUCAAACAUUACACCAUGAGAGAGACGACAUCUACUUUGUCACUGCGUCAUUAUAAAGCUUCUCCAGAGCAGUCUGGGCUGUCUCUGCAUGCUGUGUUAGGAUACAAUGGACGUGGGAGAGAUAAUGUUGUGUGGCAUCCUCCAACUGGACUCUUUGUAUUUACAAGUGGAUGUUUAAUUGUGAUGGAAGACUUGAGCUCAGGAAAACAGAAGCAUCUUAUUGGUCAUCAAGAGGAGAUAUCAACGCUGUCUUUGCAACACAAUGGACAAAUGCUGGCAUCUGCUUCAGGAGCCAGGAGACUUACACCAAGUCAAAUUUGUAUUUGGGAUGUCAACUCACUAGCCUGUAAAAAGGUGUUGUCAUAUCACGAGGCACAAAUUGUGGGUCUUUCCUACUCUCGGGAUGAUCGCUUUCUCAUCUCAGUCGGUGAUUAUUCUGCUUGCUCUCUUGCUGUUUGGGACACUCAUGAUUACAACAUCGUUGCUACAGCGAAACCUCCAUGUGCCAUUCAUUCUAUUGCAUGGGAUCCCUUUACUGGGAAUGAGUUCAUGUCAGUCGGAGCUGGUGCAUCUGUCUUGUUCUGGAUGAUUGACGAAUCAAACGAAACAAUUGAUCUCAAUUUAUGUGAAGGUGAUGCUCCACGUGAAAUCCAACGAAAUGCAGUGAAGGAAUCUGUUGAGUUUACAGCCAUCUCAUAUGCUGGAAAUGGAGUAGUAUACAUAGCUUGCACGACUGGUGUUGUAUCAGUUUGGUCGACCGAAGACGGUCAAUGUGUUAUGCAUUGGCCAGCUGAUGACACGGAGAUCGGCACAUUGAACUCUGAUGCUCAUCGUGUCAUAUCAGGGAGUUGUGCUGGUCACCUUAAACUUUGGGCACUUGCUUCAGUAGACAUAUUGCAUCUGAGGGACACUGACAGAAGACAUAGCAUUCCUCUUGAAAGUGACAUUCAGCUGGAUGGAGCAAUCACAUCCGCAACAUUCGACGAAGACCUAGCAGUUGGAGUGGUGAGCAGUGUGCAUGGUACAAUUUGGUUUGUCAAUUGGUCAUCAAAGAGCACAGUUCGUCUGAUUAGUGGGCACAGUCAGCAGCAGGUCAAUGCAAUUUCAUUCUCCGGAUUGCAACCUGACGUAUUUGCUACUUGCUGUAAUGAUGGAGGACUUCGUUUGUGGUCUGUGUCACAGAAGGAACAGAGGGUGCAGUUUCUUACACCUCACAAAUCUUGUCGAUGUGUUGCAUUUCCGUUUUCAUCUCUUCAUCGAAAGAAUGCCUCUGAAGAUUUAAGCAAUCAACAGUCACCUUUUUGUGCAACAGGCUACAGUGAUGGUUCCAUUCGAAUAUUCGACAUCAGUUUAAUGAAGACGAAGUUUAAACUGCAGCCUCACGCACAGCCUGUCACAGCUAUGGCUUUCUCACUUGAUGGAAAGUCUCAUGAACAUUUGUGUUGUGUUCUAAUUUCUGGUUGUGAAGAUGGUUUGGUGCUCAUCACUAGUCCAUCUACAGGAGUUACAAUUCGAGUGAUCAACGAUCAUAAACAUGUACCAAUAACGUGCAUCAAUGUGGCCAACACAGAGCAGCAUUGCUUAUGGUUGGCUGCCAGUGCUGAUCAGCGUGUGAGUGUUUGGUCUGCGGAUUGGUCUCGUGAGGACAGUUUGUCUCUCAUUGAUUGGUUGACAUUUCCUUCACCUCCAUUCACUCCGAAGGGAUCCAACAGACAACAGCACAAGGAAAAGGAUUUCUACAAAAGUUUACCUCCCACUUUAGCUCAUUUCUCACCCACUGACUGUGACCUUAUUGUAUAUACAGGAUACGGACUACACAAACAGAUUCUCUUUUACAGUCUGUCACAGCAACAGGUUUUGCGGACUGUGUCUCUAACUCAUUGGGUGACUUGUAUGGACAUUUCACCUCAAUCUCAUCUUCUGGCUGUCGGCUGUCAAGAGCGACUUGUCAAGCUGAUUGACUUUACUGCUGGAAGUUUUCAAGAUUUCACUGGUCAUUGUGACUCGCUGACUGCACUGAAGUUCUCCCCAGAAGGGAAAAGUCUCAUCUCUGUAGGCUACAAUGACAUCAUUGUUUGGAAUGUAAAUUUCAGUACUAAUUAGGCAUUAUCCAGUCAGUUUCGUUUAUUAACUUAUUGCGCUUCAUACUCUAAGUUUAAGUAUAGAAAUAUGAAAUAUAAUCAAAUAA